UCACCUUAUUGCUCCACGGAUUAACUUUAAGCCUUAUAGCCCCAAUUGGAAGAAAAUAUGUGUAUUAACUUGUGUGUGACGUGGUUGAUAGUGCUUAUCUCCGAACUAACGAUUUGAGUUUUCAUUCGACAUUUUGAAGCCUCUCGUGAAAUGUAGAGCGCAAGCAUCGCAUGUAAAUGCGUGUAGGUAUUUUAGGCAACGAGAAGUGAAAAAAAAAUUUACGGAAAAAAAAUCUGGUAGUCGUGGCAUACGAUUAAACAUAACGUAUUGAUAGUAGUUUCGAGCUAAGUGAUCAUCAGUACCUGAACGAUGAGUCCAGUUGCAGUGAUAUUGAACUCUUGACAAAACGAGACUUGCAAAAGCUCGCCAAGCUGUAAAAAUGGCCAAGAGAUCCAUCACUUACCACCUGUCCUCUUGCUUUAUCCUUUUGCUCGUUUGUGGAUACAGCAUAGGUAAAGCUUUGGAGAUAUUUUAUGAUGGGAGAAUUGAAUACAUGAGCAGAGAGGAGAGGGAAACGUUAAAACAAGGAGCAAGGGAAAUGUUUUUUCACGCCUACAACGCUUACAUGAAUAAUGCAUAUCCCGCCGACGAACUUAUGCCAUUGAGUUGUAAGGGUAGAUACAGAGGAUCGGAGCCAGAUCGAGGAGAUAUGGAUUCCACUCUUGGAAAUUUUUCUCUAACGUUGGUGGAUACUCUUGAUACUCUUGUGGUGAUGGGUAAUUUAGGAGAAUUUGAAAAAGCUGUGAAACUUGUUAUAAGAGAUAUUACAUUUGAUACAGAUGUUAUUGUUUCUUUAUUUGAAACAAAUAUUAGAAUGCUUGGAGGUUUGCUGAGUGCGCAUAUUCUAGCUGAUUUUAUACAACAAAAAGAAAUCGCGAUGCCGUGGUACAGAGGUGAAUUAUUGACUUUAGCCAAAGAUUUAGGAUACAGAUUCCUACCUGCAUUUAAUACAACAACCGGGAUACCUUUUGGAAGGAUAAACUUGAAAUAUGGCAUGAAAGGAGUACCAUUAGAAAUGACCAGGGAAACUUGUACAGCCUGUGCUGGUAGUAUGAUCUUAGAAAUGGCUGCCUUGUCAAGGUUAACAGGAGAAGCAAUGUUUGAGGAGAAAGCUCAAAAAGCCAUGGAUGUUUUAUGGAAAUUGAGACACAGAGGAACCGAUUUAAUGGGUUCAGUAUUAAAUGUGAAUACCGGAGAUUGGGUUCGAAGAGAUUCAGGGGUUGGAGCUGGCAUUGAUUCCUAUUACGAGUAUUGUUUGAAGGCUUACAUUCUUCUUGGUGAUGAAAAAUACUUGGGAAGAUUUAAUAAGCAUUACGAAGCUAUAAUGAAAUACAUUAGUCAAGGACCAAUGUUGUUGGACGUCCACAUGCAUAGGCCAAAUACAAAUUCGAAAAAUUUUAUGGAUGCUCUAUUAGCUUUUUGGCCGGGACUGCAAGUGUUGAAAGGUGAUAUUAAACCAGCUGUUGAAACACACGAGAUGCUAUAUCAAGUCAUGCAAAGGCAUAAUUUUAUUCCGGAAGCAUUUACUACCGACUUUCAGGUACACUGGGGCCAUCAUCCUUUAAGACCCGAGUUCUUGGAGUCAACGUAUUUUUUGUAUAAAGCCACUGGAGAUCAUUACUAUUUGGGAGUUGGUCGGAAAGUAUUAAAGAGCCUUCAAACAUAUGCCAGGGUACCAUGUGGUUUUGCUGCAGUGUCUGAUGUCAGAACUAACAAGCAUGACGAUACCAUGGACAGUUUUGUACUCUCCGAAACUUUCAAAUAUUUAUUUUUAUUAUUCGCCGAUCCGAGCGAUUUAAUACUGAAUUUGGAUGAAUAUGUCUUCACCACCGAGGGCCAUUUGCUACCACUGUCCCUAGCAUCAGUCAGGACCAAUGUCACGAUGGAAAUCGAAAGAGAAAAAGUAUACGUAAAGGAAAUUGACAGGACGUGUCCAAACAGUUUGCAUCUAUUCCCUGCCUCAGUGAGACAACCACUGCGCAAUAUGGUCGAGGACGUGUGUCCUAAGCGUGACUCAAAGAAAAGACUGAGCGCAAUCCACUUCCAGCCCAAUAACAGCGAGCACGUGAAAUUAUUAAACGACAUGGGCAUAGUGAUUUUGAUAGCUGGUGAUGGAAGUAUAAAAUUUCUUCAGACUCUUUCAAGUGCGAAAUCACCUCAGGAUGCGGAGGAAGGACAAAUGUUUAUGCAAGAGAUUCUUGAACUCAACAAGCAUGUGCCAUUGGAAACUCAUCCGAUCCUAGUUAACUUUGUCAAUCCAAACAUUCAGCCACCACAGAAAAUUUCUCUUCUUGGUGGUCCAGCGCAAUUUGGUGCUGACAUGAAAAAUCACAGAGUAACAGGCAAAGUUGUCAUUGCUAAUCCAUCUUUGGCUUGCGAUAAACUUGAUAAUGAUGAUCAAUUGAACGGUAUGAUUGCUGUCAUUGAUAGAGGCGAUUGCCAAUUUAUUGACAAGGCUCGAAACAUACAAAAAGCUGGUGCUAUAGCUGGAAUUGUACUAGAUAACAUACCAACAACGAGCUAUGAAAAAUCAAUUUUAUUCGCAAUGUCGUCAGAUGGUAAAUCAAUCAAUGACGUUACGAUUCCUUUUGUAUUUUUAUUUGGUGUUGAAGCUAGUCAAUUAGUGCAAGCCAUAAUAUCAACUCAAGGCGCCUUAACAGUCACUAUAAGUGGCGUGGUUCUCAAAGAUCAUAGGAAAGAAACGCAGCUAAAAGCUCCUACCGAUUUGUCAAUAAUUGACUUGUUAAAAAGCACAUUUAAACAAAUUUUGACGCGACAGACUUCACAGAAUUUAUCAUCAAGCCCAAGUGCGGCCAAUGUACCUGCUGUAAGUUCAACGCUUGAUGAAGAUACAAUUAAAACACUUACGAUAAGCUACGCUUAUUUGCAAGCUCAAAUUAAGAUGAACGAAGUAAAGAUCAAUCUCAGUGCCAAAAAACUCGAUACGUUUUUUGAAACCCCAAAAAAUAGGUUUGCCAACGAAUCGAGCUGGAUGUUGAUAAAAAAAAUGCUGGUUAACGAACUCUUUGGAACAGUCAAGCUUAAUCUGGGUUUUUCGAUACAAAGUUCAGGCAUUUACAGGUUUUAUUCCAUAGUGAUAAGUAAGCGGGGCGUUGACGAGGAGACGAUCAGAAAUACGCCAAUGUCCAAAAAAAUUCAUUGGUUUUUAAAAGAACUAAGUGAAGUCAGCCCUGAUGCUAGUAUAGUUACCCUUUACCAAGACUUGUUUCCAAAUAUACAACAGCAGUAUUUUUUGGGGUAUUUAUUUAGAAUAUCGGCAUUGAAUGUAAAAAGAUACAUCGUUAAUGAGAUAGUUAAGGAAAUCAAGGACUUCAACAAAUCAUCUGUGGAAUCUCUGAUAAACUCUAUCAUUAAUCAAACUCAUAAAAUACAGUCAGCCGAGUUUGAAAAGUUUAUGAAAAAAUAUGUACCCAUUAUCAUUAAUUAUAUUGCGUUACACAGCCUAGAAUUGUUGGAUAAACCACAAAAAGGAAAUUUUGACGAAGAUAUAUUUUCCGUUCACGAAUUCGUAAAUAUAAAUCAAGACUUAAUUAUCAACGUUGAUCCUGCUAAAAUCUUCAAUGAUAACGAGUCUGCAUUGAAAAAGAAAACAGCGGAACUUGAUAAUAAAAAAGAAGGCGUGAUACGACUUGAAUUAGCGUCGCAGUUUAACGAAAUUUUUGAAGAUUUAAAGGGUUCAGUUGAAGCUCACGAGAAAAAAGAGGAUGAAAGCCACAAAUCAGACAAAAAAUCAGUGCCUAUUAAAGACGUCAAAGACUCGAAACAUUUAAAUCCUGUUUUAAAUACUGUACCUCUAAAACAGGAGCUAAAUGUUGUUAAAGAUUCUGCUAGUGAUGGUAACGAUAAACACGAUAAAAAUCAUAUUCACGAUGAUUUAUAGCGAUAACGUUACUU
This is a messenger RNA of Copidosoma floridanum, 3915 nucleotides long. Its product is annotated as ER degradation enhancer, mannosidase alpha-like 2. Lineage: Eukaryota; Metazoa; Arthropoda; Insecta; Hymenoptera; Encyrtidae. The record is from RefSeq and is a predicted model, not a curated record. Gene Ontology annotation, molecular function: calcium ion binding; mannosyl-oligosaccharide 1,2-alpha-mannosidase activity. Gene Ontology annotation, biological process: carbohydrate metabolic process; endoplasmic reticulum mannose trimming; mannose trimming involved in glycoprotein ERAD pathway. Gene Ontology annotation, cellular component: membrane; endoplasmic reticulum.